This is a messenger RNA of Plutella xylostella (diamondback moth), 6928 nucleotides long. Lineage: Eukaryota; Metazoa; Arthropoda; Insecta; Lepidoptera; Plutellidae. The record is from RefSeq and is a predicted model, not a curated record.
UAAUGUCAAAAUUUUUGUGUAUCGGAACGCAUUGCUGCCGACGUUUUUCCGUAAAAUCUUUCGAUGACUUGUGUAAAUUCAAUGUUAUUGAAUUGUUGAUGCGGUGACGGGACAAAACUGAUUAAAACCUUGUAGGAUACACCAGUUUUAAGUGUUGUGUAAUCUUUGUGCCGUGACAGACGCUGCAGGAAGGGUCAUCCAUGUUAAGUGGAACCUAAUCAAGGUUUCCAACUCAGGAUGUCUGACGACGAAAAUGAAUAUGAGCCGACCCCAGAGAGGAUCCAGGCCUUGGGCUUCAAGCCCCAGAAGGAGAUCCUCAUUAACACCCUCCUGCCAUACGCUGACCAGCUGGACGAUGAGUCUACUCGGCUAUUCCAGCAAAUCAAAGAGAACCUUGCAAAAGCAGUCAUGUUGCGGGAGAUGAAACCAGCCUGCGGAGUGUGGACCGCCAGGCUUAUGAAAUUUCUCAGAAUAUAUGGGUUGAAAUUUUCAAAGGAAGACCACAUAGCGCUGGUGAAGCUGGUAUAUGAGCUGGUGCUAAUCCCUGAUUUAGAACCCAGCAAAAUUCACAAGUUUGCCACACUCUUCAUUAUGUUGACAAAGAAGAGGUACUUGAUAACUCCAGAUGAACUGACGCUACCAUGGCGCCCUCUAUACCUCAUGGGGAAGAAAAUAUUUGACAAAAGCAGGACCCAUAUUGGAAUGUACCAUUACCUGACACCGCGCCGCGCGGCCGGUGGACAGAGCCCGGGCGUGCUGGACAUGAUCCGCAAGUUCCUGUCCGGGACAGGCCUGGACGAGGCCAUGGACAUGUUGGGAAUGUCCGGGACGGAGGCCGAACUGCCCACGUCUUUGGAGUCGUCAUAUUUGACAAUGGUCAAGUGCGCUAAGCCCUACUUCGAGCUAUCAGCCACCGCCGAGAUCCUGGCCGAGUUCCGGCCGCAGCUGGCGCCCUGGUCCUCGGACAACCACUUGCUGAGCCAGCUGGCGGUCCUGCUGCCCGUGUCGCUGCCGCCGGCCCGCGCCGCGCUCGGACACCAUCUGUGGCUGCAAGAGUUGAUGCAGCUGUGGGACACGUGUAAUAACUCCCAGUGCGGGGUCUCGGAAGUGAUGAUGCUAUUCUCGUCACUCGCCAAGCGGAACCCGGGUACCGUGGACUGGACGCCGCACGUGCCCAAGAUGUUCACUCGCUUCUUGCACGCCGUCAACCUGCCCGUCAGCUAUAAGGACAUGCAGUACACUAGGAGCCAUAGCCUUGAUACAAAAUACAUAGCUUCGUGGAUCGUGUGGACGAUAGCGCCUGACGGGCUGGUGUUGAAGCAUCUGCGUAUAUUCCUGACUGGCAUAGAGAGCUACCUGCACAGCGCCAACUCAGGGCGCUGGUCGUUCAGACUGCGGGAUCUGCUGAGGAAGCUGUCCAAGGAAUUCCUUAUGAGGGUCCGGCGCGAAAGAGACACAAAAUACAGACGCACAUGGGAGAACGAGACGCCCGACGGAUACAAACUGCGAGACCAAGACAUCACAGAGUUCGUCCAAAUAGUGCUCGAACCCACUCUGCUAGCCGUGCACAGCCGAAGCGGCUCCGUCGAUGUGUCUGCCGCCUUGCAAAACAUGGCCACUUUACGCCCCGCCCUUGUCAUACCACCCUUACUAGAACGAUUGAGGACCUCUCUUGAGUCCCUAACAGAACCGCAUAGGGUGACGGCGGCUAUGUCAGCCGUAGCAGCGGUGGCUAGACCGAUGCUCAGAGGCCCUGCCGCUGACUACCCCGAAGGACCCACGCAUGUUGUGCCGCUACUCAUGGGCGCAUUACCAGGCCUUGACCCUAACGAUAUCAAGAAGACACUAGUCUCCCUACAUUUCAUCCUGAUAUUCAGUUGGAUGGUGCCCUACAUAGACUGCAGUUCCGCAGCGGACCACUGGUCGGACUUGACAGAAGAAGAACUCCUGACUUGUGAGUCCACCGCCCAAUUCGAAGACUUUGUCCUACUCUUUUUCGAGCGACUCUUCGGGAUUGUCGAGUCGAGUGUAUUGGAAAAUGUUCGUUUAGAAUCCAAAGAGUCAGACGCGUUGAGGAGCAAGACAGAGUCGGUGAUUGAAACGGCAUUAUCAUCGGCUGCCACGUCAGUGUUGAUGCAAUGUUCGCCGAGAAUAUUCGACGAAGCUUUGAGGAAGUUUAAGCAUUUCGCCACAGACAGUACAUUCGAGACGAAUGUAGCUGGCAGUAUAGUCGGUGUAUUGCUUCGUGUCUUUGCCCGUGUCAACUCGGAAGCGACGCUAGCUGCCUUCGUGCCUCAACUGUGCGAGGAGAUAAACGAACUACUGAGUACAGACGAAGCUCUCAGAGAAGAGAACCCUCCCUGCGAGCUCGUCUAUCGCCUUCUCUUACUCUCUCACGCAGUUGAAUGCGACGGCAAAGUCCUAAUAAAAUACAUCCCGCAAAUAACAACAGUCCUAGACCGAGCGUUAAAACUACACGCCAAAGACGCGAUAAUGCGUGCAUGCGACAUUCUAGGCCACAUAAUGGCGUCGAUGAGUGUGGUCGAGCUUCGGGAGUUCAGGAGCACAAGUAAAGACUUCUCUAAAGCGCCUAAGGAAUGGUUGCCUAUUCGCGAGUGGGGGAAGGGUUGUCCUUUGAAAGAGGCGAAGUUUGUGUGGCACACCCCUAGUGAGGAAGAGGUGGCGUGUGCUCAGAAGCUUCUAGAUAAGUAUAUGAAGCCGGAAUUAACGAGGCUGCGGCAGUGGUUGGAUGGGGAGAGGGAUCUGUGCAGGAAGCGGAGAUUGAGGUGCUUCUACAUCAUCAAUGCGCUGACGUGUUGUGGAACUCUGUUGCCGCCGCCAGAGGAAGCGCCGGUUGAACUCGUGGAAUCCCUAGUACCAGCCACCACCUUCCCUCUCGCUUCCGGCGUGCGCCACCACCUCACGCUAGAGGGAGACAGCGUGCGCGUGUCGCUCGCGCGCCUGCUGCUGCGCGUGCAGGACAGGAUGCUGGACGCCGCCAAGGCAGACGAUACUAAGGGACUGGAGAUGCUGAUACAGGUGUGGGAGCGAGUAAGCGGCAUCCGUCCCUGUCGCAGCGGCCCCGGCAUGGAAGCCAGAAUGCGCUCCUACGCCGCCCUAGAGCGAGCCCUAGACGGGAAGGGCGGGCCUCCUGGCGGCGGGCGAAUUAGGACCUUAUUGGCUGAUGCUGUAAGGUUGCAAGAUGAAGCGCGGAUUGAUCUGCAGAAUGAUGCGGGUAUUGGGCCGACUGGGCUGUCGAUCAUGAACUCGCUGUUUCAGCUGUCGAUUAAUACGUAUACUUCUGUUCGCAUCCUAGCUCAAGUGCGUCUAUACUGGAUGAUAUCCCACCACGCGUAUUCAUUCAGAGCUCUGUUACCCCAACUAAAAGCUUUAUUGGCCACUGGCGGAACGGGCGAAGAAUGGCAUGCGAGACAUAAGGGCGCUUUGUACAUAAUGUUGGGCCCAAGGGUUGGCCCGUUGGUGGCCAAGCAGGACUGGGAGGUACUAAGGGUACUGUGGCCGGCCAUUUUGACGGCGCCGCUCAGCGAGAAACCGAGUAUUAUGAGACUAGAACAAGCGUUCAGCGAGACGCUUCACCGUCAGUUCCCCAACGUGAACACAGAACUGACAGUCCCGCAAUCUUGCGUAGACGCCGCAGAGUACUUCCUGACCACAGAGCAGAAACAAGACAAAACCUUCGUGGAGCAUUUGAGCAAGGCGGUGGAGACCGAGCGAGCGACUUCCGAUAGGAAUGUGGCUACGUACAAUGCUCUGCUUGAGGAGAUGGUGCGGAUUGCUGAGGCUCCUAAUAUUCCCUGGCGCCGACUGGAGCUAAUAAUGCAGAUGCUAACCUACUGCCCGAGCCUACAAACCCCAUACCCGCCCAGCGCAGUCCGAUUGAUAGUCAACUGUCUCAUCCACGACGACAUAGCAGUCAGACGUACGGCUAUUAGACUGACGCACUUCGCACUCAAGCAGAGGAAGCAUAAAGUGAAGAAGAUCACGAUUGAUCCGUAUGAAGCGGCUGGUGUUCCGAAGCCGGGGACUUUUGUGCCAGGAUACAGGAAAGACUUGGAAUGGGUGAUUUGGGACGAAUCUCGAGUGCCGAAGACAGACGAAGACUGGGACAAGCCGUGGCUCCGGAAUUCAUCCGUGGGAUUCUACGCCUGGCCUGAAAAACUUGAGGUGGCAGCACCAGCCAGCCAGCAAGUCCCUCUAGAUCGCGACGUAACCUCCAUGGAGGAAGGAGAGCGCCAUAUCUUCGAGUUCUUCACUAACGAGGCCAACAUAAACAGGCUGGUUGCCUUUCUGACUGUCGAGGAGAAAAAGGGCAAGGAUAAGUUUAGCGGCAGCCGCUUCGCUAUGUUUAGGCUGCUAUUCCGUUCGUACGGCGAGCGAGUCACCAACACGUUCCUCUCGCUCGCUCUCCCCCGAGCGGCUGACAGCCAAGAAGCUUCGCAGAGGUUCGCGGCGGAGGUGGCGGCGGCGGCUAUACGGGCCCCGCGGUACUGGCCGCGUGCGCAAGCGCAGGAGUGUCUGGUGAAAGCUACGGAUGUGUUGCAGGCUGGCUUAGCAGCCGUAACCCCCGAAACGAUGGAAGACUGGGGCACCUGCAUAGCGUCGGCCGUAGAGAACCUAGACCCGAACCGCAGCGCCGUCGUGAUAUCUUCACUAGUGGAGUCGUGCGCGCCGCAACCUACAAAGGAGAAUGAUGUCAAUCCCGACCAGACCACGUCGUUUGCGGUGCAGGCGAGGCUUUAUGCGCUACAGGGCGCGCUAGGGUCGCUGACUUGGCGGACGGCUCCUUUAGCAGCACAAAUACUGAGACAACUGGAGGAGGCCCGCUUCAUACAGCACCCGUACCAGAACGUACGCGAGAGCAUUGGCAGCCUCCUAAUGACGAUAUUCGACACGGAGCUGUCGUUCCCGGGCGGGUCUGCCGGGCCGGCGCCGCGGCUGGCGCAGUUCCUGGCCGACACCAAGCCGAAGUUGGCCGCGCUGUAUGAUGAGCAUGGGGAGAUUGUAAUAAAGAGCGCAGCAUCCAUGCCGAGCGGCCACAUAGCAUCCAGAGAGACUGUCGCGUCGGUGUCCACUGAGCCUGACAGGAACAGAGGGGAGUCCUUAGUGGCCGUGACAGUUGGGCGGUAUUCGCCUGACGCGCCCGGGGCGGAUGACGCUACGCCGCAAGGCGGCGCAGACAACCCAGACCCUGACAGCGAGGCAUUCACCAAGAUCGUGGACAGGACCGAGAAGCGGCUGUCCACGCGGCUGGAGGCGGCGCUGCGGCUCGGCGGGGACUCCGCGCCCGGGCCGCGCGAGCACGCCCGCGCCGUCAACUUGUUAACUACAGUGCUCCGCGGCUGCAUGGGCAUAAUCGUGCGCGGCGUGAACGGCGCUAUCACGACCCAGUACGAGCUGAUGCGCACGGCCUGCGCUUUAUCAGCCCGGGGGCCUCCCCAACCGCAUGACGAACUAGGCCGGGCAGCUGACGGCUUCCUCGCCAGCCUGGCCAUGGCCCACCACGGCGAAGAUUCCUUCGAUAUCGCUCUAGCGGCUAUUGAAGACGUGGCCACCAGCCGGUCGUGGUGGGCGAGGCUGGCGUGUGUGGAGUUCGCACAACCGUUAUUGUUUUAUGGACUGCCCAUGAUGUGUAAGGAGCCCAGUAGGGCGGUCAGGGCGGAGGAGUUCGCGUUGAAGUUGAUGCAGGAUAGCCGGCUUGAGGUGAGACAAGGCGCCGCCAAACUGCUCACCGGCCUGAUGCACUGCCAAGCACUGCCCAACGAGAACGCAACACUCAACAAACUCAUGAAAUUCUGCCGCUCAAAGGAGCUAGUGACGCGCCACAGCGGCGUGCUAGGUCUUUGCGCGUACCUCUCUUCCAGACCCUACAGUCUAGGACCCCGCAUCGGCAUCGUCCUAGCAGAACUGUCCCGUCACACUAACGCCCCGGACCCCGUCCCCUCCACCCUCAGAACUGCCCUGGCCGACUUCCGUAGAACCCACCAGGACGACUGGCCGAAGCACAGGGAGAACCUGACAGAAGAAGAGCUUGACUUACUGGCCGACCUGACAUCCCCGCCCACUUAUUGUGCAUAGUUGUUUACCCCCUGUUUCCCAUGGUGGCAUAUUUUUGGACGCGCUGCUAAGCCUAAUUAAAGUCGAUUGCCGCAGAGUUCUACGAUAGUAAUCGACAAAAAAUGCCUCAAGAAGCGUUAUAUUUUUCUUUGCAAUAAUCAUAAUAAUCUUCGCUUGCAAUAGAUCGCCUUAGAUUUGGUUUAUGAAAACUGGAUGCCAUGUUAAAAUCAUCUUAUGUGUUAUAUCAAGAACUAGACGAACGUAAAACAGAUGUUUAGCGCUGACAAAUGCCAUAUGAAUCUAUCGAAUAAUUCGAAUAGCAUUAUCAAAUACUCUUAUAAUCUGUUUUUUUAUACAAAGUGUUUUACGUAAAUGUGGUGUAGUUUUUACCUAAUCAAUGCUUUUAGUAUGACAAGGUCCCUGUAUUCUGCCUAAGUUGUUUUGUGGUGAUGGUUCACACGUUCUGCCAUUGUUCAAUGUAGGUGUUAGAUUUUCAUUUGUUAUGUGUGAUUAAUUAUUUACCUCAACCUAUAUUACCUUUGUUGGAGUGAGAGUAAAAUUUAUUAGUGUGAAUUAAAUAAAGAUAAAAAAAAUAUGUUUUGACGAAAUACAUUGUGUAUGGCUUUGGCUUAGUAACAUUAUGGGAGACAUCAAAUUAUAUUGAUUAAUAUAUUACCUACUUAAUAAAAUCUGUAUAUUUUAUGCACAUUGCAUAAAAUGGGUGACCUGAAUUUAAAAUAUGGGGAUGCAUAGAUCUAUCUAUCAGGAAAAGGUGUUGUAAAUAUAAAUACUAUGUAUAAAAUAUAAAUUGUAACCGUUUAUUAUAGGGUUAAAAAUAAACAUGUAAAUGAUU